AAAAACUGACCAGGUCGAUCGACGGACCGACAAACAAAAAAAGGGGCUUGUCAAAAAGAAAGAACGAUCCGACACAGCGGCAGAGUACAGAUCUACAAAUUUCGAAGGACGAGCGGCGGCAGAAAACGGGAGCAAGGAUCUGCGUAGGUGACAAGAGACGGCGAUCUGCGAUCUCAGGCGAGUCGACCGUACAUGGCGUGGCUACCCCAUCGCCAGGACGUCUAGUCGCCGCCUAGUUGACGCCGCGACAACAAUGGUAUACCACUCCAGUUUUGUUGAGGAAGAAGGAAUUACUAAAGCUUGUGGGUGUCCUCUAUUACCACUUAAAAGCCAUAUAAGGGGACCUGCUCCAGUUUCAGAACAUGAUAGCACAGAUAUAAUUGAUGAAGCAAUUACAUUCUUUAGAGCGAAUGUCUUCUUCAAAAACUUUGAUAUACAAAGUUCUGCAGAUAAGCUCCUCAUCUAUUUGACAUUAUAUAUAAAUGUGGCAUUGAAGAGGCUUGAAGGCUGCAGGACAUCAGCUGAAGGAACUAAGGCUAUAAUAAACUUGGGACUUGAAAAGGUUCCUGUACCUGGGGAGGCCGGUUUUCCCUUCCCCGGUUUAUUCAGCUCUCCACAGUCUCAUAAAGAAGCACAGCUAUUCAGGGAUUACCUGAAGCAAAUAAGGGAGGAGACAAGUGGGAGAUUACUAAGUGUUGCUUACAGGCCAAAUGGAACUCCGAAUAAGUGGUGGUUAGCAUUUUCAAAAAGAAACUUUAUGAACCUAACUGCUACAUGAUAUUGGUUCCUCUAAGAGGGGACUCGAAGAGUAUAUUUACACCCAUUUCUCCAGAUAGUGAGUGAUCCAUCCUCCAAAAUAGUGAUUUGUAGAACAAGCAACGGGUGAGAGAAUUGACUGGUUGUAGGUGGUUACAGAGGGCAAGAAGGGUUUUCUUUUUGUAUUUACCAAGUACAUUUUAAAAUUUUAUUCUUGUUUAAUAGGGAGUAUAUCACGUGCAUAGCUGAUUCAAGAAACUUACAUAGGUGAAAUGUGAAAACUCUAUCUUAUGAUUUGUUGUCUUCCCAUUUAUAUCAUUUCAUUUAUAAAGAUGAACGACACCAUAAACAGAGAAAGAGUGAUUCUAUAACAAUAACGA
Messenger RNA from Cuscuta europaea, 1136 nucleotides. NCBI's taxonomy places the organism in Eukaryota, Viridiplantae, Streptophyta, Magnoliopsida, Solanales, Convolvulaceae. The record is from the annotation of a GenBank genome assembly.